Molecule: messenger RNA, 4402 nt
Organism: Nomia melanderi (Alkali bee)
Lineage: Eukaryota; Metazoa; Arthropoda; Insecta; Hymenoptera; Halictidae
Product: SH3 domain-containing lethal (3) 05822
Molecular function (GO): protein binding
Source: RefSeq, a predicted model, not a curated record
GUUAAUAUAAUUUCAGAAUCACGUAAUUUAGAAUCCACGAACUGAAAUAAAACAGAUGUCGCUCUUUACCCACACAGCUGUGCUAACAUGCAGCUUGGUCCGAUAACAGUUCUGCUCUUACUCAACCGAGGAGCUCUUGUCAUAAUGUGUGGUUGAUAAAUUUUCAAGCUCAAUGCAUUCGAAGGCAAUGUUACAUGAUAUUAAAAGCUAUGCUUUCUCUUCACUUGCACACUGCUCUUCAUGAUAUCGCUUAAAAGUAGACGAAAAGAAUUUUUAAAAACAUUUGAAGUUUUAUCAUUAGUGUUUGAUAUUAAAAUAAAAAUUACGAUAAAGUGACAAUUAUUUGUUAAUUAUACGUCAUUACUUAAACGACAUAUGAUUAACUUAUUUUAAACACAUUGUUCUGCCGUAAUAGUGAAUAUAUCCGCUACUGAAUUGAAUGAAAAAUGGCCGCAAACGUAAGAACAGAAAUGCGAAUUCCUACACGAUCAGCUCCUCGUCCACCUGUUAAUUCAACGACACAAAGAGCUGCUCUUUGGAAUAGCUCAAAUGACAUUUUUCGAUCUACUUUAACACAACAACCAGUUCAGAAAAAGAAGCCGCCACCUCGACCACCACCACCAAAAUUUAAUCAAAAUUAUUUACAAAAUCAAAAGGACAGACUAAAAAAGCCACCGGCAAAACCAACGGAACUAUUAACCAGCCUUUUUGGUAAAAAGAGAAAUGAUCAUCAUCCAAGCACAACACAAUUUAAUAACCAAGUACAGAAUACAUUACUGCAAUCAGAAAAUAUAAAUGGGUCAGUCUCUUUGAUAAACCUGAGUCCACCCGAAUCUCCAACUUUCACAACUCGUUCGAGUAGUGAUGGUGUUAGUGUAGAUAGUUUUGGCAGCGAUGGUAAUUCGAAUCCUUCUGUAUUUACAAGUAGUGGAAAUACAUCUCAAACAGAAAGUGCCUUUGAAGAUGAUUUUGACUUUUUUGGAAUGUCUGCUAAAAAAGUAUCACAAAAUGAUCCUUGGCAGGUUAAUUCAGUGUCAGACCCUUUUGGGCCAUUAGAAGUUACUAAUCAUAAUGCAUUGCAGCCUGUGAAACAUGUGGGAGAUGCGUCUUUCUUUGUUUUUAACACAAUUACACCAAAUAAUUACAACCAAGUGCCUUCCAAUCAGGCUUGUUCAAAACCUGCUCAAUCAAUGCCAACUAUUAUUCGUGCAAAACCACUCAAACCAGCUGCACCAAAAAUUUCACAAAAAAGCAUAGAACAAAAAGUAAAUCAAGUUGAUAUAGGACUACAUUCAUUAAGCAAUGAAACAGUGUCUUUUAAGCCAGUGAUGUUAGACUUAAUGCAUUCAUGGCCAUCUGAUACUAAAGAUAGCCCUUCACCCCCAAUGCCCACCAUACCACCACCAGCACCACCAUUAGAAUAUUUAACAGAAGAAAAAUCUGAUCAUUUAGUUAAUAUUAAAGAACCAUAUGGAAUUGCACUGUAUGAUUUCCCAGUAACGCAUGCAGAUGAUUUACCUCUUAAAGAAGGAGAUAUAGUAUACUUAAUAAAAAAGAUUAAUGAUGACUGGAUGGAGGGAAGAGUGGGGAAUCAACAAGGGAUAUUUCCAAUUAAUUUUAUUAAUAUCAAAGUACAAUUGCCUAGCAUACUAGACAAUAUAGUUACUGCUAUUUAUUCCUUUAAAGGUGAAACGCCAGAAGAUUUAACAUUUGAUGAAGGUGCAAAAAUUACUGUUUUAUCAAGGUUAUCACAAGAUUGGUUUUAUGGUGAGUGUGAAGGUCAGAAAGGGCAAUUUCCAAUAAAUUAUGUAAACAAAAUCCCAUGUAAUAUUCCAUUAUCACAUUAGUUGUUACAUUGUACUAACAUUUUGGUAUUUUCUCUAUGACAAAUUUAAUUCUCAUUCUUUAUAUCGGAUAAAUAUUUUUCCAAUAAUUUUUUCUUAAAGAAAAAAGAUGAAAGAUUAAUGUUCAUUGUUCAAAGUGUACUUUUUUAGACAUAUUGAACGGAUAAAGAUUUAUCUUAUAAAGUUCUAUUCAUAAAAAGACUGAAUUAUAUACACUUAUAUAUUGUCUUGCAAAUUUUACAAGAAAGAUAUUUUUUAUUAGUUCUUAUAUCAGAUUUUUAAAUGUAAAAGAGUUAUUUUUGACAUUAUAAGAUUAAAGGGCACAACAAAAAUAACUUUCCACUAUUCUCACAAAAUACUAUAUAAAAUGCUAUUUCUAAAGUAUCAUAAUGAUAAAUAAUCAAUCAUUAAAAUUAAUCUCUAUUCAAAUAAUGUGUAUUAUCACUUUAACAUAUGAACAUAUUCUGAAAUAUAUGGAAAAAUGCAGAUAUAAAGCUUUGUAAUAAUUUUUCAAUUAUAAAUACAAUUUUAUAUAUUUAAUAUAAUUAUGCACAAAAUUAAAAUUAUCUUAAUACAAGCGUUAGUGCCUAUCAAAGAAUAUUUACCUUACAUUGUAGAUAUUAUUUGAAUUGUAUCUUUCCUUUAAAGUUAAUACAUAUUGUUGCAUAUUGAUGAUGACAUAAUAUUAAAAUUUUAUGCAACAUGGUGAUAAUGCUCGCCACUGUCAUUAUAUCAAUAGAGUGAAAAACCUUUAACCAGGUGAUGUGUGCAUAAAUCUAAUAUAUACCAUAUUUUGAAUUUAAAUAUGGACACCCAUAAUAACACAAGUCAAUUCCUAUUUUAUGCACAAAAGUAUUAAUUUUAUUUUGUUUAAUGUAUCUCUUUAAUCUUUUUUCUUACAAAAAUGCAACACCUGCCAAGGAUUAAUAUCUUAAGUCCAACUCCAUUUUAACAACUGAUAAAUCAUUCAUUUCUAUAAAUGGCCCAGUAUUAUCAUUAGUCACAUAAAUGCCAAAAAUCUAAAUCAUUAUUUUUCUGAUUAUUCUCUUAUACUAUGUGUCAUUAUAAUGAAUUCUUCCUUUAGGUAUAACAGCGUAUCAGUACAUGAUCAGAUCUAACUUGUUAGAAAAGAUUAUUUAUUUUACAACCUAUUUGUCAGUUUCAUGGUAUACAAAUUCCUCAAAAUUUUUGACUUUUCGAUCUUGGUAAAAGUGCCAGAAGAUCAUAAUGUUGCUACAUUCUAGUAAACAAUAGAGGAAAACUGUAAUCACUUUGGCUCAUCAAAUUGGCCAUACUGUUCUGUACAUUGAGUAUAUUUUAGCCUAACUAUAACAAAUGCUGAACAUCCAUCAGAAUAGAAACUUCCAUGAAAAAAACCUUCAAUUAUAUUAGUAUGGUUAAUUUUCCAUAUAUUAUCGUCGAUUGUGUUUCAAGACAAUUUUUUUGUUAUUUGGAGUGUGAUUUUUCUUUUAAAUAGCACUUUACCUAUUAUUAGAAAUUACUACGCAGCUUCAACUUCUGGUAAACUCUUGAAAUGAAAAUGUUGUUGAUUGACAAAUUGUUGUUGAAACAUUCUAUGCAUUCAUAUAAUUUUUUCCUUUUUAUCGAGGCAUCUUAUUUGAUAUUUACUUACAUAUCUGUGAGCAUACUUUCUUAUUCUUUUAGAAAUUCAUGAAGCAUAUUCCGCCUUUCAUUUAUUUUAAUAUAUGUCUCCUCUAUGCAUUAUUGCCCAAUAGUAUAUACCACUUUCUAACAGAAAAACUGUAAUCAUACCACAUGCUUUACAGUGAUUUAUCCUGAAUUUCACAGUUUUAAUCAUACAAAUCAAUGAUUCCGAUUGAAUCUCCCGUUUAUCCGAAUGCGGGUGUUGCGAUAUAAAAAAGCUGUCAGUCUUUUACCAAAUAUGAAUAUUAUUUGCCAUUGAUGAUCAUCUAAAUCAUCUGUUUCUUAUUAUAUUUACACAAAAAGUCAAAUUUUGGAUCUAAGGUGCUGAUAUUUGGCUACUUAGAAGACCAGCUGUUAUAACUAUCUACUUUGUGCAUCAAUAUUACCUUAUGUUUUAUAAUCUUUGGUCACUUCCUUUUUGAGACAAUAUGUUUUCUUAUUUGUGUUUUUAAUCAUCCACAAACUUGAUUUCAUAUUUAUAGUAAUAAUUUUUUAUACACCUGACCCUCGAUUUACAUGAAAAUAUUGAAAAGAAAAGCUGGUAUAAGUUUUAAAAAUACAUAUUUAUACCAUAUAAUAAAAAAAUAAUAAUGACAUUUUAGAAAACAAAAGUACAUUUUAUUCAUUCGGUGUUACUAAAUUCAGAUCGCGCAUAAAAAUUUCCGCGUAAAUCGAGGAUCAGAUGUAUUUUAGUUAAAACAAUCAACUUAAUGAGUGGAUAAAAUCCAGCUAGCAUAAAAUAUUUGAUUGUCAAAUAUUUGUAGAAAAGCAAUUCAAAUUUUAUAUAUUACUGUGGGCAACACACAUAAAUCAGUUGUAUUUUUGCAUAUGUACAUAUAUUAUUGUUGUUUGUGUAAUAAACAUUAAGAUCAAAUUUCUGAAUAUAUAAAAAA